UUGCGGGCGCCCCUGGCGGUGGCCGCCCGGGCUGAGGAGGGGAGGGUGUCCGUGGCCCGUGGGGGACAAUGGCGGCCGCCUCGCUGUGGAAGGGGCUGGUGGGGAUCGGACUCUUCGCCUUGGCCCACGCGGCCUUCUCCGCUGCGCAGCAUCGUUCCUAUAUGAGAUUAACAGAAAAGGAAGAUGAAACAUUACCGAUAGAUAUAGUUCUUCAGACACUGUUGGCCUUUGCAGUUACGUGUUAUGGAAUAGUACAUAUUGCAGGAGAAUUUAAAGACAUGGAUGCCACUUCAGAACUAAAAAAUAAGACAUUUGACACAUUAAGGAACCAUCCAUCUUUUUACGUAUUUAAUCAUCGUGGUAGAGUAUUGUUCCAGUCUCCAGAUAUAGUGAAUUCUUCUUCAAACCAAGAUGCUUUGUCAUCCAGCGCAUCACUGAAGUUACGAAAACUUGAACCUCUGCGCCGUUAAGAUUUUUACAGAUUAUAAUAGAACAGGACACUGAGAUGUAAUAUUGGAGUUGGGGGUGUAAACACUUUUUUUAAUUUCUGGAGCAGUAUUUAUAUUGAUCUUCCAGACUUUAUAAAAUAUAUAUAUAUAACUAAGGACCUUCUUUGUACACUGUUAAUGAAAAUGACUGAAUUGACUUGGCAAUGGAGUGUAAAUUAUUGCUACAAUUAUGCUGUGAAACAUCUUUGAACUUUCAUAUAUUAAACAAUGUUGCGGUUGAUUUUUUCAUUUAAAACUAUUCCUAUCCUUAAGAAAAGGCAAAUAAGUUUUUAUUGCAAUGAAUAUUGUUUAAAAAGAGGGAAUGCUUUAGUGCUAUUUAUUUUCUUGGUUUGCUUGCAUUACCCUUUAUGGAACUCCUUCAGAAACCAUGGGUGCACUGCAGCAUGAAAAGAUAGAGGAGAGGAAGCUAUCCGUCUCCUGUUCCUAGAAUGUCUAAAAUGCCCCUUUUGGUGUAUGUUUGUGAAACUCAAAAGAAUGCUUUCAUUCUUACAAUGCUAGAAAAAAGUGGUUAUGUCUGACAGGUUUUUUAACUCUUCGUUAUCAAAUUAUUGGUUUCUAGUUAUCCUCCUGUUUAAAAGUAGAUUUUCUCCUUCUCCUCCCAAAAUUAUCUGGGACUCUACAUCUGGUAUAUGUAUGGAAGAGACGGCUUGCUUCUUUUUGGAUAAUCUAAUAUGUUCAGUUUGUUUAUUCACUGUAUGUGUAUUGCUCUUUGCUUAUGUAUACAGGAACAUUCAUGAAAUGGCUGAGUAGUGUUUCAGUAAGAUAAACGGCACCAGAAACUAGUUUCUUUCAUGCAUUCUGAGAAGCAGUUUUCAUAAGUAUUAAGACAAAUAUCCAUUUUAACGCAUUGUAUGUGUUUUCUAAUAAUAAGGUGCUAUAGGGAUUAGCACAGGAAAGGGGGCUAAGUGUGCAUGGUAUAACUAUCCCUGUCACUAGCCCCGAAGCAUCAAAUUAAGCUAACGAAACUGUUACCUCUGAGCCAUUAGCUGACUUAAGAGAACUGUUUUGAAGGCAUGCGUUCUUAAAACAUGACAUAGCCUUUAACCGGUACUGUUUUCUAAUUUUUUUUUUUAAAAGCUUGUUUUUACUGUUAAACUUUGUCCAGCUCUGGCAUUUCCAGUUGGUAACUGAAAGCUUCUCUUCUGCUUCCAUGACAUAGCUAAGACCCUUUGCAUUGCGUGAGAUGCUUUACGGGUCCACCUAGAGUUCUGUAUAUUCCCCCUUGAAGAUCUCUCACCUCAGCAUACAAGUCGCCCUUUUUACCCUACAAUGUUUUUAUUUUUAACAAUCUAUUUUAUUCAACCCAGCAAUCAGAGUUCAAAGGCACAAAGUGUAGGAAAACACCAUGGAAAACUGAGCACCUUCUGCUGGCCCAUCCUAUUGCCCGGGACCCCAGGGGUGAGAGCAGCAGUAUGGAUGGCUGCUCUGAGUAGUUAUGAUUUUCAAGUUGGGUUGGUUAAAUAUUCAGAAGAGUAUUCUGGUCAUUUAAACGUUGAUCUCCAAUCCACUGAGCUAUUUCCUAAAGUGUAUUGGCUCUCCUUCCCUGGGAGUCACAAAUAAACUUGAUUAACUGAUAGCUGCUACCACUAAAGGCCUCAUGUUGCCCCGUUUAACUUAAAACUUCCAUUGUCAAGUACAGCGCUGGUGUACGAGGAGAGGAUUGCUUUUUGCCUUGGCAGGGUAGGUGGAGGAAAUGGAUGCAGACUGAUGCCUAAGCCAGCGUGACUCUUGCUAGCUCCGGAGGAGCAAAAGUGGGAUGAGAGAUGGAAUGAGGUUCUCAUGCCAUUGGAUUAAUGCCAGAAGAGGUGAAGAACGACAGCAAGAGCCCUGUAACCAGCCUAGCAGACUGAUAUUUCAAUUGUGUUUGGCAGUGUACCAUUUGCAUAAUGUCUUGUAGAGCAGGGCUGCUCACCUAUUAAUAUCUAGGGAGGCCAUGUUCAUGCUACUGGAAGGCCCACUCAGUGCAAAAUGCACUACAGCGUGAAGGCUGGAGUCCUGCUCGGAGCAAAUGUUUGUUUCUCAAGCUCUCAAUGUUGCAUAGUUUGAGAGCUGCGAAGCACCUUGGCGGCUACAUCAGGCCUGUUAACCUCAUGACGAGUAGCCUUACUCUUUAGCAACAAUGGUUAUAUCGCAAAGCUGUACAAAUUAUUUUUUUCUUAUCUUGCAAUGUCCAAUAAAGAACGGAUAUCCUUA
Molecule: messenger RNA, 2702 nt
Organism: Terrapene triunguis (Three-toed box turtle)
Lineage: Eukaryota; Metazoa; Chordata; Testudines; Emydidae
Gene: MMGT1
Product: membrane magnesium transporter 1
Exons: 4
Coding region: 69-470 (133 amino acids)
Cellular component (GO): Golgi apparatus; plasma membrane; EMC complex
Source: RefSeq, a predicted model, not a curated record